UGACCCUUAGUAAACUUGAUUAUACUCAUUUUCCGACCACCAGUCUAUUUAUUUGCAACAGUUUGAUAUUACUUGGUAAACAUAGGCCAAAAAGUUACUAAAGGCUCUCCAGAAAUGGAAGAAGACAAUUCUUGGGUGUUUGACUCUCUAGUUUGUUUUUUGAACGGUCCCAUUUGGAACGCUCCUCUUCAGACAUUCAUCGAGGAGAAAUCUCUUAUUUUUGAACCGAACGUCGAAGACAAUGAGGAGUACAAACAUAUUUUCGAUGAAUAUAAAAAUUUGGUGGAUUUUAUGCUCGGAAACUUUAUGGAAGAUAUUGGAAUAACACCAGAACAAUUUGAAAAUGCUUGUAUUGAAGGAAAGAAACAUCCAGUAUCAUUUGAUCAAAAUUUAUUUGAGCAAAUAUGGGCCGCAAACGACUACGAAAUAUUCAGGAGAAUCAUGACACAAAGAAAUGUGGAAUUGCAAUUGCAAGCUCUAGAACUAAUUGAACAAAAAUAUGGCAUAACUCCUCAAUCCUUUAUUCCAAAACAUAAGGACGAUAAUGUUAAAGAAAUACCCAUCAUCAUAGAAAAGUCCUCUGAUAUGGAAAAUGAAGUUAUGGAAGAGGUUUCAAAGAACUUCUCCACAGAGGAACCUUCUACUUCUUUCAUUGAGGUAGGAAGUAUUCUAGAGGAAAAGGAAUUGUUGGCAAAGGUGCUGGAGAAAACAAAAGAACAAGCCGACAUGAUUGACAAGCCAAAAGAGAAACCAGAAAUUGGAAAACAUGAAGAGAAAGUUGAGACAGAAGCGAAAAUAGAAAAACAAGAACCAAAAAUCGACUCAUUGGAGGUAAAAAAACGACAAGAAUACUUGAGAGCUCAAAGAGACAAGCUUGUAGCGCUGAAAAAAGAAGCUAGACGUAAGCAACUCGAUGUUGACAAGGGUUCCAAAGAUGAAUCCAAAUCCAGGCCCAAAUCAGCCAAAGCGGCCCAAGCAGUGCUGACAGGUGUAAAUCCUAGUAUUGAGUAUCAACAGCUUCAGUUGCGUAAAACCCUGGCAGAUCGUUUGAAAGCGGAGGUAGUUGCUGGCAAAAAAUAAAAAUACUAUAUUUUCUCUUAUAUUUAUUACCUAAAUAUAACGAGUACAAUUUUUA
Leptinotarsa decemlineata (Colorado potato beetle) is the source of this 1135-nucleotide messenger RNA. Its product is annotated as cilia- and flagella-associated protein 36. Gene Ontology annotation, cellular component: axoneme; ciliary base. NCBI's taxonomy places the organism in Eukaryota, Metazoa, Arthropoda, Insecta, Coleoptera, Chrysomelidae. The record is from RefSeq and is a predicted model, not a curated record.